AUGGCCCCCCGCGAAGACCUCGUUGCAUCGGCGGUAACCUUCCUCCAGGACCCAUCCGUCGCGUCUGCUCCCCUCGAGAAGCGGAUCGAGUUCCUCAAAUCCAAGAACCUCACCCAAGAAGAGAUCUCUGUAUCCCUUGCUCGUGCUGGCGGUGAUCCGGCUGCCAGUCCAACUCCGUCGCCGCAAAAUGCACCCUAUUACCCUCCUCCAAAUGCCUACAACGUCCGAGGUCCUCCAGGUCCCAGUUAUCCCUACCCAUACAACCCGUAUGGAGACUGGAAACCUCCACCGCCGGAGCCCCCCAAACGAGAUUGGAGAGACUGGUUCAUCAUGGCCACUGUUGUCGGUGGCGCAAGUUACGGCGUAUACGUGCUUGCUCAGAGAUACAUCAAACCGUUAAUAUCGCCACCCACGCCCCCGCAACUCGAACAGGAUAAAGCCGCCAUCGACGAGCAAUUCAACAGGGCAUUUGCGCUGCUCGAUACGUUAUCUUCUGACACGGCUGCGCUGAAACAGGCCGAAGAAGCCCGAACCCAGAGGUUGGAUACCGCUAUCACAGACAUCGAAGAAAUUGUCGCAGAGCUGAAGGCAGCGAAUCAGAAGCGAGAAGACGAUGCGCGACGGAUGGAAGCAGAAAUCAAGACCAUGAAGGAUAGUCUGCCUCGCUCUAUCGACAAUGUGCGAGAUGCCAGCGAGAGACAAUUGAAAGAAUUGAGCACCGAGUUGAGCAGUCUGAAAGUCCUAAUGGGAAACCGCAUGGGCAGCGGUUCUGGAGUCUUUUCCAUCCCACGCACGCAGCCGGCGACCCUGCCAGGCUCAACGCCGGCCACCACGUCCAAUACCGCGGCAGCGACCCCUUCGGUUGAGAAUGCCCCUGCUGGUAGUGGCGUGAAUGCUCCAAGGCCGGCACCGGCGUCCACAAAUUCAACACCACAACUUCCUACCUCGAACCCAAUUCCAUCCGCGACAUCUUUCGGCAGGCCAGCAACUGGCAAUAAAGCUUCCAUCCCGGCCUGGCAGAUGGCGGCAGCACUCAAGGCGGCAAAUAAUCCUAGCCCAGCGGCGGCGACUCACGGGGCUAACGUACCGGUGGCUAAUGGCGCGUCUUCGGGAUCAUCUUCUCAGCAGCAGCAGCAGCCUGACGGGGCAGAGGCCGUCGCGGCUCUUAAUGCAAGUUAG
Messenger RNA from Fonsecaea erecta, 1179 nucleotides. RefSeq lists its product as hypothetical. Gene Ontology annotation, molecular function: signaling receptor binding. The transcript has a single exon. Lineage: Eukaryota; Fungi; Ascomycota; Eurotiomycetes; Chaetothyriales; Herpotrichiellaceae. Gene Ontology annotation, biological process: protein import into peroxisome matrix, docking. The record is from RefSeq and is a predicted model, not a curated record. Bases 1 to 1179 code for a protein of 392 amino acids. Gene Ontology annotation, cellular component: peroxisomal membrane; peroxisomal importomer complex.